Durio zibethinus is the source of this 1730-nucleotide messenger RNA. RefSeq lists its product as uncharacterized. The record is from RefSeq and is a predicted model, not a curated record. Lineage: Eukaryota; Viridiplantae; Streptophyta; Magnoliopsida; Malvales; Malvaceae.
AAUAGAAAUCUUUUCCCCACUGAACUUCCAAAAAUCUUCUCAGCAGUUUCUUUGUGUGAUCGCUUCAUCUAAAGUUUAUAUAUUUGUGCUGCUCUGAGCUCUAAAUCAUAUCAAUUCUCAACAACCUCAGCUUCCAAAGUCGUAUCAUUUCCAUUCAAAAAAAAUGGUGUCAAACAAUGAUCAAAAUCAUCAAACCACAAUUCCUCAAACUAAUCCUGAAAUACCCAUAUUUCUUCCAGCCAUAGCUUACUUCUACCUCAUAUUCAACAGCGUCUCCACAAUCUACCAGGCCUACACUCACGGUGACUUUUCCUUGGCAGUUUUCAUAGUUUUUGUUUACGUCGGUUAUUUCAGUCUCAUGUAUUGCUUGACGCAGUUCCAAGCUUUACCACCUCAGGAAAAUUCACCAAGGAAAGAUUUACUGAAAUCUGUCAUCUGGGUUUUAACUAGUUUUAUCUUAUUUGGCUUUGCUUAUCAAUUCUACACCUUUAUCCACCCUGUUGCAGCAAUUUUUGUCUUUGCUAUUGCAAUUUCUGUCAGCUCUUUCCUCUUUUUCUUAUAUUUUUUCCAUGAUGGCCAUCAGCAACAGCCAAAAAAACCAAGUGAUGGCUCUUGCUGCAGACUUAGAAUCAGAGUACUUCGAAAUUCUUCACCGAGUAGCAAUGUGAUGAGUGAGAGUAAAAUGAGGGAAGUUGUGCCUGGUCCAGAAAAUGUCUAAUUCCUGGAAAAUAGUGUCUCUAGAAACUAGAGUUCAGACCGUCAAACUGUCUGAGUAGCAUCCCCUUGUAAUGGAGGUCAUCUAAGUUUUAUGUUUCUAAUACAAUUUUAUUUAAUUUAUUUUCUGAAGUAUUCAGAGUUUGUACCUUGUUAUCAAUCAUUCAAUUUAAAAGUUUUCAGAAAGUUAUACUUCAAAUUAAACAACUAUCAAUUGCUAUAAAUUUGUUGCUCUUUAUUAUAGUUAAAAAACAAGUUAUUAGGGCCAUGAACAAGACAAAUGUUUCUCAAGAAAAACAAACAAAAACCAAAAGUUGAGAGUUGCACAAUACUCGGGGCACUUGUUAAUUUCUAUAUUGUGAUGAGGGAAUGAGAGUUUCAAGACCAGUAAAGUAGUAACUAGCAAACUCUGAAUAUCCACUUAUCUCCAUCAGUAUUUCUUGGUUGUGAUUAAUAGUAGCAGCCUCAUUUUCCUACUCAUUAACAAAAGAUAAACAUCAUUCAUGCAUCUAAUCAAGAAUAAAACAAGUGUCAUUCAUGGAUUUCUCUGUUGUCCAUUGCAAUUCUCAAAACACUGGCAUUACAAAUUACAAUGAAUAGCAAAUGAGAGAUUGGGGACGUCAAAAGUCAAGUCAUUUAAUAGAUUGUUUUUGUUGCUCAUAAAUAGGUAGAAGAAACUAGUCCCUUUUUGCCAUGAUAGCUCUAAUCAGUCUAGACAAAUGUCUAGUUUCGAUUUUUCUUUCUUCUGUGGCGCUCUGGCCUUCCUUUAGCUGUUAUUCUGUUUGUUUCCAACUUUAUUUGAUCUCCAUUUCUCUAGUGAGACAUGAAGUAGAGUCAGAGGACCCAAGAAUGGAAUGCAAGGAUGUCAGAUAGCUAUGAAAUAUACUGUAUAUAUUGUAAUGAUCUUUACUUGUUAUGGCUGAAUAAAAGAACUUGGGUUUUCAUCUAGUUAUUAUUUUUUUUAUAUAUAUUUACCAUUCCGUAUUUCAGAGGCUAAAAUUAUUUCACUGGCUGUU